AUGGUCUCUGAUUAUCUUACUCUUCUUUUUCUCCUUCUACGUCACUUGCCCUCGCUCGUCCUAACGGCCUCGACCCGCAAAAUCAAAGCUAUAGUCCACCGUUACACCUACAAAUCCCUGCCAUCAACGCGAACUAAGAACGUGGUCGUAGUCGGCGGUUCCUUCGCCGGAUAUUAUACAGCAAAGCACCUGACUGAAAUACUGCCCACUGGACAUCGAGUUGUUCUCAUCGAGAAAAAUUCCCAUUUCAAUUAUGUGUUUGCCUUUCCCAGGUUUAGCGUGAUCAGCGGGUACGAGAAAUUCGCUUUCAUCCCAUAUGGAGGUUUAGAAAAGGGAGCACCGAAAGGCAUAUUUGAGUUUGUACAGGGAAAGAUUGAUAAAGUGGAUGAGCGCAUCAUCAGACUCGAGGAUGGAAAGAAAUUGGAAUAUGAAUACCUGGUAAUUGCCACUGGCACGUCAUCGGCACUUCCCAGUAAGGUUACGGCAACGGAAAGUCUUGAUGCGCAGCGAGAGUUGAGAAGUUUGCAGAGUAAAAUUGAAAAGGCGGCACGAAUCGCGGUUGUUGGUGGAGGCGCAGUAGGUGUCGAGCUUGCAAGCGAUAUUAAGGACUUUCAUGCAGAGAAAAGUGUUGUGUUGUUGCAUUCAAGAGAUAGACUACUCCCAAGCUUUGGAGAACGGCUACAUCAGUACGUAAUGAAAAGGCUUGGUGAAAUGGGCGUCGAGGUCUGGCUCAAUGAACGGCCACAAAUUUUGGAGGGAAGUCAGACCCUCAAGUUAACAUCAGGCGAAGAAGAGACCUUUGAUCUCGUUAUCGCCGAUGAGCAUUUUCCGAACAUCUUCGCCGUUGGCGACGUUGCGGCUACUGGUGGACCAAAGAUGGCACGAGCGGGCUAUAUGCAGACCUUCGUUGUUGCUGACAAUAUCGUAUCCCUAAUUAAGGGGAAAAACAACAUGAAGGUCUACAAGCCAAUGCAAUGGUUAGAAGGCUCGAUCAAAUUAACAUUAGGAAAGGUAAGCAUCACUGAUGGUCUGUAUAGUUGA
Bipolaris oryzae ATCC 44560 is the source of this 1041-nucleotide messenger RNA. RefSeq lists its product as uncharacterized. Gene Ontology annotation, molecular function: flavin adenine dinucleotide binding; electron-transferring-flavoprotein dehydrogenase activity. The record is from RefSeq and is a predicted model, not a curated record. The coding region runs from base 1 to 1041 and encodes 346 amino acids. NCBI's taxonomy places the organism in Eukaryota, Fungi, Ascomycota, Dothideomycetes, Pleosporales, Pleosporaceae. Gene Ontology annotation, cellular component: cytoplasm. The transcript is spliced from 2 exons.